Sarcophilus harrisii (Tasmanian devil) is the source of this 1876-nucleotide messenger RNA. RefSeq names its product leucine-rich repeat-containing protein 51 (gene LRRC51). The record is from RefSeq and is a predicted model, not a curated record. Bases 1207 to 1788 code for a protein of 193 amino acids. NCBI's taxonomy places the organism in Eukaryota, Metazoa, Chordata, Mammalia, Dasyuromorphia, Dasyuridae. Gene Ontology annotation, molecular function: protein binding. The transcript is spliced from 5 exons.
AUCACCUAUUAUGUCAUUGGUUCUUUUCAGAAAUGAAGGACAAACGAUAAAUAUCCUCAAACCUCUCCAUUCUUAAAAUACUUUCAUUUGCUCCCAUAUUAUCAUUUGUUUUUGAAGAUGACCAGUGACAUCAUGGGGCACGUCUUGAUGACAUGUGAAAUUACAUUUAUGUGAGUUGGGGUAGCACAAAGUCCUCUCUUCCUGAAUCCCAGAAGUCCACUGGCAGGACAAAAAUGAAGAUGACUGGCAAUGGUUCAGGAGACAGUGGGGACUUGGGCAUCUUUGAUGCCAGAGCAACCUCUUAAGUGCUUGUAGCACCUGCUUUAGCAACCUUCAUGGCUGUUGGAACAAAUUGUUCCAUCUCAUCUGCUAGGGAAAAGUCUUCACAUGCUCGGGAUAGACAUUCACCUAACCCACCAACAGGUCAGUUAUCCUCAGCUUGUUUUAGCAGAGAUGGUUCUACUGGAGUGUGGCCACUGCAUAUGCUUACAGUUUGAGAACAGCAGGUGAAACUUGGGUCAAUCAGGUGGUUACUGAAGGUGUAUGAGCAGCCCUUGGAUAAGGGCUCAGCAAGCCCUCACUCCAGAGAUUCUGUCUCCUGAACACUGCAUCCCUUCUCCCCCUCCCCCGGCACAUAUUAGUUAUCAAUCUAUAGCCCCUAAACAUAAGGGGACUUCUCUCUUUUGGAGCCAUCCUACAUUUGUUGCCUCUACUUCCUUACUUUUCAGGCCACUGCAGUUCCACUAUUAAUCUAAAAGUUUUCUCUCAGAUGACCCACAAUCCUUUAGCUGCUAAAUCCGCUACCCUUCUGAUCUUGCUGGAACUUCCAACACUCAUUUGCUCCUAGAUAUUGUCACUUCUUAAUUUGCAUGACAUUGCUUUCUUCUGGUUCUCCCAUCUAAUAGCUUCUUUUCUGGUUCUUUUGCUUCAUCAUUGAUUUAUUAGGUAGCUACUAUUACCAUUUUAUCAGAACAAAUAAUGGAUAUUUUUGGUGGGAGAUGCUCUAGCAGCUGGAGGAAUUAGGAAGGCCUCAAGAAAAAAAAAAAAGGCAUUUGGGAUUUACUUAAAAGGAAACCAAGAAUUCUAAAAGGCAAAGAUAAGCCUGGAAAAGUUUGAGCAAUAUCCGAGGCCACAGAGGCCAAGUAUCAUAGAGGCUGGCAGUUCAGGGCCCCAUGCUUCUCCUUCACCCCCCAUAAUGGCUGAAAUAUGACUGACAACUGGGAUUAUGUGAAGACUUUGGCACAAGAGCCACCCCUCGACUUCUCCUUCAAAAGUAUAAACUUCAUCCAAGACCUGAUAAGUGAGGAGCCCAGGGCUGGGCUCCGGCCAGUAAAGCGUUCUACUCAGGGUAAGUCAUUGACCCAGGCUGUGCGCAUUAACAACAACGUGCUCAAUGACCUCACCGACUUCAGUCAAACUAUGUCGCAGCUGUUGGAGCAUCCCCAGAACCUGGCUUGGAUUGACCUGUCCUUCAAUGACCUGCCCAACAUCGACCCCGUGCUGACCACCUUCCACAAUUUAAGCGUUCUUUAUCUCCAUGGCAACUGCAUCCAUCGCCUGACAGAAGUGGAUAAGCUGUCAAGUCUUCCCAAGCUUCGGAGCUUAACCCUCCAUGGAAACCCCAUAGAGGAUGAAAAGGGGUACAGGCAAUAUGUGCUGUCCAUCCUACCCCGAAUUACGACGUUUGACUUCAGUGGUGUCACCAAACAAGACCGGAUCACAGCCACUAUUUGGAGACGAAUGAAUGUGAAGCCCAAGAAGGUCCGAAUCAAACGGGAUAAUUUUUGAUAACUUCCUAUCAAUGCUCUCUAAAACUCUAGUACCCUUUCCCUCAUUAUUUAGUUAAGCAAUAAAGGAAAUGAUCUGUUGUAGGGGA